Messenger RNA from Puccinia triticina, 1803 nucleotides. RefSeq lists its product as uncharacterized. Bases 1 to 1803 code for a protein of 600 amino acids. Lineage: Eukaryota; Fungi; Basidiomycota; Pucciniomycetes; Pucciniales; Pucciniaceae. The record is from RefSeq and is a predicted model, not a curated record. The transcript is spliced from 2 exons.
AUGCUCCCAAAGUCAUCGGCUGAUUACACGAAAUAUUAUGUUAAACUCAUCGCAGCCAUCUUAUCGGUCACCGUCCGAUUUUUCGAUUCCGCUCAAGCCAACGACACCAAAAAGUACACGGAAUGGUCCAAACACCAAACCACGAUCCAAUUUCACACAGAUGUCCAAAAAGAAAUGUGCAGUCCGUCCCUUCCGAAACCGAAGUCCGACAAGGAUCCUGCUGUCACCCAGCUCCGCCUUGCACUGAGCGCAGUUCAGGCCAAUGCCUUCUUCAAAGUUUCAGGCCUGAAGAUACUGUUAGCAUUCAACGAAGCCAGUGCUAUGCUUGAAACACCAAAAGAUCAGGAAAUCCCGCUAUUUCGCUUUGUUCGCCAUGCCAUGAGAGAAAUCCUUGAUUCAUCUGGCGUCUUUGUCGUCCUAGUCGACACGACUUCUCGCGUGGCGAAUUUCUUACCUACAGGCCGAGAGGACCGCAGCUCACGAGCGCUCGGCCCUCGUGGAAAGCCACCUAUCAAGCUGUUUGCCCCGAUCUAUGAGAUACGCACGUUUGAUCGAAAGGUCACUCGCUCACCGCAAAAUUGGGACGAGUUAUUCUUGUCGGACCGACUAUGCGAAUAUGCUAUACCCCAACUGGCUAGUUUUGCUUUGCGGAAACUUCUGUGUUGCGAAAAGAUUGACGACUCCCUCAACCUAACUGACGCUCGAGCACUUGCAUUGCUUGGCUCAACUAUCGGAGUCCCCCUUCAUGGCCAUGCGCAUCAUAAUGUGGAUCUUACUGCAUCACACGCCGCGCAUUGCGGCUACCUUGAUCCAACCCGUGAAUGCCAACGUAGUUUUUAUCCGUCUCAGCCAAUCUAUGCGCUAACUGCCAACGAUUAUCUGCAGAAGAACGAGGAUAAGCUCAUAUGUUGUAUCAUGCAUCUAGCCUCUGUUCUCUCUCAAGGCUGCAUCGAGAAAGGAGAAGUUGGCGAACUCGCGAGCAGAAUCAUUCUGCUAUGCGCCAUGAAUAAAACUGCCGCUGAGGUGAAGAUUGAGGAAAGGAGAGCGGCCGAUCUGUUGAAUAACUCAAACCAAUCGAAUACUAUGCCGCCCGUGAUCAAUACAGCGUUUCCGAGUCCUGUUCCAGCGAGCAAAUUCUUGGAAACUCUUACCGGGCUGCCAGCAAAUGAGCUACCCUUAGGCAAAAUCAAAGAUGGUCACAAGGAGAAACUGCUUAAAGGGAUGAUGUUCUGGAAUCACUUCUUGCAUUGCUCGUCUACACCAUCUUUGGGAUCAUUGAUGGAAGGCCUGGAAAGAGGGUUGGCUAUACAAUGCCAUCACCAGCAACGGGGAUUCGACCAACUUCUACCGAUCUACUUAAAAAACCAAGUUGAGCUGAACCAAGCAAACCUGACAUUCUGUGGAAUCCAAGUUAAGAACCGAGAAAAGGACGACAGCUUGGCAGUUACUCAGAAGAAAAUGACCCCUCAAAAUGCUAAGAUCAAGACAAACACCUCCAACCCUUACCUUGGGCUUCACUUCAGUUUGCGAAGCAAGCCGCCGCACGGAGAGGUUAACAAUACCAGGAACCCUGAAAACUAUCGGCUCCGUCCUUCCGGACCGGCACGUGCUCCUCUGCAGGUAUCCUUAGUCUUCCAUGGAUUGCAGGCUUUUGAUUUCCUCAGUCCCGAAUUGAAGGCCGCUUUGGCAAAACUAAUCGAUACUCGCACCGAUCUCAUAUCUUGCCAUGGCGCCGAUUCACAUGGCGGAAAUUUUGCCAAGGACUUUUUGUUGUGCGAUGAACAAAGUUGCCCGCCGAUUUGA